Gorilla gorilla gorilla (western lowland gorilla) is the source of this 3481-nucleotide messenger RNA. RefSeq names its product SUMO interacting motifs containing 1 (gene SIMC1). Gene Ontology annotation, molecular function: SUMO polymer binding. Bases 172 to 2934 code for a protein of 920 amino acids. Lineage: Eukaryota; Metazoa; Chordata; Mammalia; Primates; Hominidae. The record is from RefSeq and is a predicted model, not a curated record. The transcript has 10 exons.
GGGGCGGGGCCGGCGUGGUGAUGGCCCGGGUUGUAGCCGCCGCCGGCGCCGCCGCCCCCGCCGCCGCCGCCGCCGCCGCCACCUCAGAAGCAGGAACCGAAGUCGUCGCCGCCGCCACCACUGCCUGGGUCUCCGGCUGCCCGCGCGCUGGCUCGGUCGGGGCCCGCAGCCAUGGAGGAUUUCAUCGUGAUCUCGGACGACAGCGGCUCUGAGAGCUCCGGGGGCGCCCGCCCGGGCCGGUCGCGGAGGCUGCGCCGGGCCCUGUCGCGAACCUCCGGCGCGCUGCCCCGCCGGACCGUGGACUUCAUUGACUUAACAAGAGAGACCAGACCAAGGACAAAAGAUCGCAGUGGACUGUAUGUGAUUGACCUGACAAGAGCUGAGGGAGAAAAUAGACCUAUUGCCACUCUUGACUUAACUUUAGAACCUGUCACUCCUUCCCAGAAGGAGCCAACCAGUCUUCAGACAUGUGCCAGCCUCUCUGGCAAAGCGGUGAUGGAAGGGCACGUGGACAGAAGCUCUCAGCCUACAGCACGGAGACUCAUUAACAGUGAUCCUGUAGAUUUGGACCUAGUGGAAGAAAACACCUUUGUAGGUCCCCCACCCGCUGCAUCCAUCAGUGGAGGCUCUGUUUAUCCAACAGAGCCUAAUUGUAGCUCAGCCACAUUCACAGGUAACCUCAACUUCUUGGCAAGCCUACGGCUGUCUUCAGAUGUUAGCUCCCUCUCCCCAACAAGCAAUAAUAGUAGUAGCAGCAGCAGCAGCAGCAGCAGCAAUCAAAAAGCACCCCUGCCAUGCCCACAGCAAGAUGUCUCUCGCCCACCACAGGCCUUGCCGUGCCCCCUGCGACCUUUGCCGUGCCCACCGAGAGCCUCACCAUGUCCACCACGAGCCUCCUCAUGCCCACCACGAGCCUUGUCAUGCCCAUCACAAACCAUGCAGUGCCAACUACCAGCUCUAACUCACCCACCUCAAGAAGUGCCAUGCCCUCGGCAGAAUAUCCCAGGCCCACCUCAAGACUCUCUGGGCCUACCUCAAGAUGUUCCAGGCCCACCUCAAAGCAUAUUACAUCCACAAGAUGUGGCAUACCUGCAAGACAUGCCACGGUCACCAGGAGAUGUGCCACGGUCACCAGGAACCAUGCCACCAUCACCAGAUAUGCCACAGUCAACAGGAGACAUGCUAGGGUCACCAGGAGAUGUGCCACAGUCACCAAGUGAUGUUUCACCGUCACCAGAUGCACCACAGUCACCAGGGGGCAUGCCACACUUACCGGGAGAUGUGUUACAUUCACCUGGAGACAUGCCACACUCAUCAGGGGACGUGACACACUCACCUAGAGACAUCCCUCACUUACCAGGAGACAGGCCUGACUUUACCCAGAAUGAUGUACAGAACCAUGACGUGCCUAUGGAUAUCUCAGCUCUGUCCUCUCCAAGCUGCUCUCCCAGCCCACAGUCUGAAACUCCCUUAGAGAAAGUUCCUUGGCUCUCUGUCAUGGAAACCCCAGCCAGAAAAGAAAUAUCACUGUCAGAGCCUGCCAAACCUGGGUCUGCCCACGUACAAUCACGAACACCACAAGGUGGGUUGUACAACAGACCAUGCCUGCAUAGACUGAAGUACUUCUUACGACCUCCGGUUCAUCACCUCUUCUUUCAGACACUAAUACCGGAUAAAGACACAAGAGAGAACAAGGGUCAAAAAUUAGAACCCAUCCCUCAUCGAAGACUAAGAAUGGUAACAAAUACCAUUGAAGAGAAUUUUCCUCUGGGGACUGUGCAGUUUUUGAUGGACUUUGUGUCACCCCAGCAUUACCCACCAAGAGAAAUCGUGGCUCACAUCAUCCAGAAAAUCUUGCUCAGUGGCUCUGAGACUGUGGAUGUCCUAAAGGAGGCCUACAUGCUUCUCAUGAAAAUUCAACAGCUACAUCCAGCCAAUGCCAAGACAGUGGAGUGGGACUGGAAACUGCUCACCUAUGUCAUGGAGGAAGAGGGACAAACUCUGCCUGGGCGAGUCCUUUUCCUGCGUUAUGUCGUUCAGACCCUAGAAGAUGACUUCCAGCAGACCCUGAGGAGGCAACGGCAGCACCUGCAGCAAUCCAUUGCAAACAUGGUGCUGUCCUGUGACAAGCAGCCCCACAAUGUCAGGGAUGUUAUCAAGUGGCUGGUCAAAGCAGUAACUGAAGAUGGAUUGACUCAGCCCCCAAAUGGAAAUCAAAAGUCUUCAGGAACAGGAAUCUUGAAGGCCGGCAGUAGCCACCCUUCUUCCCAGCCCAACCUGACAAAGAACACCAAUCAGCUGAUUGUGUGCCAGCUUCAGAGGAUGCUCUCCAUAGCCGUAGAGGUGGACAGGACCCCCACCUGCAGCUCCAAUAAAAUUGCCGAGAUGAUGUUUGGGUUUGUGCUGGACAUUCCUGAGAGGAGCCAGAGAGAAAUGUUCUUUACUACCAUGGAAAGCCACCUUCUGCGCUGCAAAGUGUUAGAAAUCAUAUUCCUCCACAGCUGUGAGACACCCACCCGCCUGCCUCUGUCUCUGGCCCAGGCCCUCUACUUUCUGAAUAAUUCUACGUCACUGCUCAAGUGUCAGUCAGAUAAAAGCCAGUGGCAGACUUGGGACGAAUUGGUUGAGCAUCUGCAGUUUCUGCUGUCCAGUUAUCAACAUGUUUUAAGAGAACACUUAAGGAGUUCCGUGAUCGACCGAAAGGACUUAAUAAUCAAAAGGAUUAAGCCCAAACCCCAGCAAGGAGAUGACAUCACAGUGGUAGACGUAGAGAAGCAGAUUGAGGCCUUCCGCAGCCGCCUGAUCCAGAUGCUGGGGGAGCCUCUUGUCCCCCAACUCCAAGACAAAGUGCACUUGUUGAAGCUCCUGCUCUUCUAUGCUGCGGACUUGAACCCUGAUGCAGAGCCCUUUCAAAAGGGCUGGAGCGGCUCCUGAGGGCCUGCCAAGCACUGAAUGCCAAGAAUACCUCCUGAACUCUCUCUCCAACUACUUAGAAGCUCUAAAAGCAUGAAAAGUGGUUAAAAUCUUACAGGACCAAACCUGUAUUAUUUAAUCAGUAGGUUGUAAUUUCUAACUCUAGUAAAUAUCUUUUUUUAAAUAAUCCUAUCCUAGCCUGUUCUCAAAUAUGGCUUAAAUAUACAAGGUAUAUAUAUAUUUUUAAUAAAUUAUUUAUCUAUACUUUUUUGAAACAGGUUAAUACUCUGUGCACCACAUGUUUAACAUUUUCAUUCAAGAUGUGGAAAAAAUCCCUCUGCUGAACCCAGUCUAUACACCAAUAUUAUGUCAUUCAAGGUACCAACAACCUGUUUCAGGAGAGAGACGUUCAUUUUUCCCUAAUGAAAUGCAAGCAUUCUGUUAGACCUAUUAUAUUGCCUGUUCAUUUGACUGUAAUGAAUAGGGGGUAGAAACAAAAGGAUCAAGUGUGUUAUAAAACAUUUGAUGUUAAAAGGAGACAAUAAAAAGGCAAUGGUUUUUCAAAAUA